This is a messenger RNA of Paraglomus occultum, 1155 nucleotides long. The record is from the annotation of a GenBank genome assembly. Lineage: Eukaryota; Fungi; Glomeromycota; Glomeromycetes; Paraglomerales; Paraglomeraceae.
AUGUCUACAAAAGAGUUAGGAACAUACGAAUCCUUUGAUCACGUUGUUUUUUGGGUUGGAAAUGCGAAGCAAGCUGCCUCGUAUUAUACAACACGAUUGGGUUUCCGUCACAUUUGCUAUCGAGGGCUCGAGACAGGCCAACGAGACAUUGUAUCUCACGUGGUCCGUCAAGGCAAGAUAACAUUUGUUUUUCAAUCAGCCCUUUCGCCUAAUGACAAGGUUCUCGGCCCUCACCUCGUAACUCAUGGUGACGGCGUUCGAGAUGUCGCAUUUACCGUUGAUGAUUGCCGGGCCGUUUUCCGUCAAGCUCUCAAACGUGGUGCUACGCCAAUAAAAGAGCCGUGGGAAGAAAAGGAUGAAAAUGGUGCUGUCGUCAUGGCUACUGUAGCUACUUACGGAGAUACAGUACAUACUUUCAUAGAAAGGAAAGCAUAUAAGGGUGUUUUCUUACCCGGAUACGAAGUCAUAAAAGGGAAAGAUCCGUUGGAAGAUAGUUUGCCGAAUGUGGGACUAAUGUAUUUGGAUCAUGUCGUCGGAAAUCAGCCUGAUGACGAAAUGACAAAAAGAAAUCACGACAGACUAAAACAAUAUUAUUUCCUAUUCAGGUAUGAGAAAGUCUUUGGUUUCCAUCGCUUCUGGUCAGUUGAUGACAAACAAAUCCAUACACAAUAUUCUUCAUUGCGAUCGAUUGUUAUGGCGUCCAACAACGAAUUUAUCAAAAUGCCGGUAAACGAGCCUGCUUCCGGUAGCAGGAAAUCUCAAAUACAAGAAUACGUCGAUUAUUAUGGUGGUGCCGGAGUGCAACAUAUUGCAUUACGAACCGAUAAUAUUGUUACGGCAAUAAUUAAUUUACGAGCAAGAGGGCUUGAGUUUUUGGAUGUACCUUCGAGCUAUUAUGAAAGUCUUAGGGAAAAGUUAAAGAGUGCGAGCAUUAAAGUUACAGAAGAUGUAGGAAUACUGGAAAAAUUAAAAAUUCUAGUUGACUACGAUGAUGAGGGGUAUUUGCUUCAGAUAUUCACCAAGCCAUUGCAAGACCGCCCAACAUUCUUUGUAGAGGUAAUUCAGCGAAAAAACCAUCAAGGAUUCGGUGCCGGUAAUUUCAAGGCUCUGUUUGAGGCUAUAGAAAGAGACCAGGAAGCUCGUGGUAACUUGUAG